Molecule: messenger RNA, 990 nt
Organism: Penicillium arizonense
Lineage: Eukaryota; Fungi; Ascomycota; Eurotiomycetes; Eurotiales; Aspergillaceae
Exons: 3
Coding region: 1-990 (329 amino acids)
Source: RefSeq, a predicted model, not a curated record
AUGAACACCCAGAAGGCCGCCACUUCGUCAUUCAUCAACACGAUCACCCCGUCGCAGGUCCCCAUUAUGAUCUCCGACUACAGAUCUCAGAGACGAGCUCUGUCAGCUGGGCGGUUAUGUAUGGAAUGCCGGGUGAUCCGAAUAAAUCAUCUUAUUGAGACGGCUUCUCAUAAAACGGGAAGUAUGAUCAUCUGGGAUACUGGCGAAUAUGAAGUUCUGCCUUAUCCGAUGGAGGGUCCGUCUGCUCCUGAGACGGAUGAUUCAAGGUCUGAGAUCUCCGAUGAGGGAUCUGUUCCUGCAUCUAUUUCGUUGGAACAGCAGAUGUCUGAUAGCGCAAAGUUGCACGAAGCAUUUCAAAAUGGCAAAAUCCGACUCCGAUUACAUGGAACCCGUCUACCAAAAGACUACACGAUUUCCCUUCGCAUGGACAAAACCACCAAUUUCCAGAAACCAAUCCGCCAAGGCCUAAAACGGCGCCGACGCCACCAUUCCACACAUACAGUACCACAAGCGCCAUCAACCUCAGACUCGGAAUCGGCUUCACCGCCACCCCCUGAACCCGACCGAACGGCAUCUCCACCUACAUCAAGAACUCACCAAGACCGAUUAACACUCUCAAGAUCCAAAUCCGAUCCAAAAAACGGUACCGAUUCUGACCACGACCCCGACCUGGACAUCCAACUCAAAAACGCCUAUCCCGGCUCCACAAAUACCAUAGGCUCGAUCCACCAACGACGCUGGUAUCUCAGUCUGGAUCGCAUAAACUCGGGAUUCGAGCCGAGUCCAGAGCAGCAUUCACAAUCUAGUAAGCGGAAGGCGAAGUCGAAGUUCUGGGGCCGGAAGUCCGACGGGGGCUUUGAGCCAUUCCAUGUGCACGGGCCGGAGGUGGAGCGGAGUGUUCUUACGGGGCGAUUAGGACUGCAUGUUCUUGAAGAUGAGGGUGUUCAAGGUUUUGUGCCCAGACGGGGGUGGAGACCUGUCCUGCAUUAG